Bursaphelenchus xylophilus (pine wood nematode) is the source of this 1893-nucleotide messenger RNA. NCBI's taxonomy places the organism in Eukaryota, Metazoa, Nematoda, Chromadorea, Rhabditida, Aphelenchoididae. The record is from the annotation of a GenBank genome assembly.
AUGGGAAAUCAGGAGGUUUAUUGUAAGUUUGGAGCAUUAAAGUUGUUGUAUAGACUCUAAAAGAUGUUUGAUGAUGUUCUUAUAAUUAUGAACGCUUUAUCUUGCCGUAGAACUUGAUAGAAACUAUCAAUGCUCAAAAAUUUUUAUGAGAGCUUUGAAAAGGCAGCCAAAAUAUUCAGCCAUCUUUGCUGACGAGAGUAUACGACUGUCAGAGAAAAAAGUUUUAGUCCUUUUAUCACUGCUCCAAUUUUUCAGAUCUCCACAAAUGGGUGAUGUUCACCUUUGAUUGCCUGGCCUUCUCUGUGAGCAUGACACUGUUAUAUCUAGUAAUUAAGAGGUCGAACAAGAUGCCAAACAUCCGGCCAAUCUUAAUGGCCGGCGCUGUCGUAGACUGCUUCUUCUCAUUGUUCAAUAUCGGAGCCAAUCAUGUAAGUAAUCACUUUUCUCAUUAUCCAUCCAAAGAUACCUUCAUUGGCGAUCUUAACUAUUUAAUAUUUUUAUGCUCUUUCCAGCUGUUCAUUGUCUCCGAGAAGUCGCUGCUUCUUAUAACUCAUCCAAUUUGGACCCCUUCUCAAGCCUUUUCAGAUGUUGUUCUCCUUAUUUCCGGUUUCUUUGUCGCUCUCAGCUGGCUGACCGUUCCUGUCCAAUACAAUUAUCGGUUAUAUAUAAUCAAGCAGUAAGUUUUUCCUUCCUUAAUUUAUCUUUGAAGCGGACAAACUCCUCCAUGGCACUUUUUAUUUAUCCAUGCAGCAAUCGCGCUGACAUUAAGCAGUAUUGGCUGCUCUUUAAUCCAUUGGGUGUAUUAUAUGAACAAGGACCCUGCGAAGCUGAAAAUGGUACUGGAUGAAAUGAACGUGACGAUCCCGGAGAAUUACACUUUUGGAAAUCAGUUUGUAAGUCCGCGUUAAAUAACACUACAGAUUUGUUAAAUUACACUUUCCUCUCCCAAAAAGUAAAUAAAAGCACGUUUCAUUAAUCCAUUCUCGUUACAUGUUCGUUGCCUACAGUUUGCAAAAGUUACAACCUUUAAAACCAUAAGAAAAUUUGAUUCCAGGAAAGCCGAGCAAUGCAGAUUUAUUUCUCAUACUUUGCUUUGAUGUCCACUCUGGCCAUAGUCAGCAUAAUCAUCGCUGAUCGAAAGAUUCGGAUGAGUUUGCGACAUAAGGAAAGCAUAAUGGGGAAGAAGACAAAGAAGUUACAGGCAGAACUCAGUAAAGCGUUGUUUGUUAUGGUGAGUCUACAUAAAAGAGCUUUCUCCGUAAACAAAGGAGGGCUCUCAAUAAAGAUAGCUUAAAUUUUACAAAUACGGCUUCUAAAUGCCAUAUAUGACUGAUAGCAAGAGAGUUUCUUCUUUACGGUAUUGUAGGAUUUUUCGAGCCCAUUGUUCGUAAAAAAAUUUGGAAACGCCAAAUCUAUUUAAUUACUCCUUAAAAUGUCAAAGAAAAUUAAAUCUCCGACGCCGAGGAGAGACAUUGUUGGCAUUGUAAUAAAGACAAGGUAAAACUUUAGCCCCAAUCUUGCGAAGGUUCUAUCUACUCUUCAGCAUCUGAACUUGGAUUAAUUUUAAUCCGUUUGCUUCAGGCGAUCUCCCCAGUUUUCUCCAGCUUCUCCCAAAUCGUCUACGUUUGCAUUGCGAUGAAUCGAAAAGGGGGCUCUCUGAUCCCAGACCUCAUAUCCUCAAUGUUGUCUGUUUCCGGCCCUCUGAUCAACAGUAUUACAACUAUCUAUUUCGUCCGCCCAUAUCGAGUAUUCUUCAUGCAAUUGGUCAAAGGAAGGUUUGACUCCUCUUCUAUUGAAGUUUAUGUCAACCAAACUCAUCCAGGCACAAUUACAAAUCGACCCCAUCUCAGUAGCGUAAUCAUGCGGACAUGGUCGGUGUCUAGUACCCAUUAG